This is a messenger RNA of Hibiscus syriacus, 791 nucleotides long. Its product is annotated as transmembrane protein 230-like. Bases 232 to 582 code for a protein of 116 amino acids. NCBI's taxonomy places the organism in Eukaryota, Viridiplantae, Streptophyta, Magnoliopsida, Malvales, Malvaceae. Gene Ontology annotation, cellular component: endomembrane system. The transcript is spliced from 3 exons. The record is from RefSeq and is a predicted model, not a curated record.
ACUUAUUCGAAACUAAAAGAACAUAUAAGGGUAUUUACGUCAUAUGAUGUUAAACAAAGGAAACUUCCAAAUUCUCGCUUCCGGUCUUGAAUAUUUGCUUCGAAGUUUCAACUAGUUUGAUUCUUUCUUCAUUCGUUGUACAGAUUUGCGAUCAAAUUUCUUCAAUUCUCCUCUCUACGAAUCUGGUUUAACAGCUAAAGAUCCCAAGAGAUAGUUGCGUGCUUAACAAAUAUGUCGUCUAGGCGUCAUGUUCGUUACAGUCCUUUAGCCGUUGAUGAAGACGAUGAUUAUGUUGGUGGGAGGCGUUAUGACCCGAGGUUUGAUUAUGCACCAAAAGCCUUCGAUAGAGUCCCAUGGAAGUCCAUUGCCCUUGCACUCUUUCUGCUUUGUCUAGGGUGCUUGCUUCUUUUUCUUUCUUUUUUCAUCUUCACAGGGCAUAUGGGAGGAGAGCAAUCACAGGCAUAUGGCCUCUUAGUACUCGGAAUUCUUACUUUCCUUCCAGGAUUUUAUGAGACUCGGAUAGCUUAUUAUUCUUGGAGGGGUGCUGAUGGAUACACCUUUGCUUCCAUUCCAGAUUAUUAAGACACGAUGUUCAUCCGGUCGAUUCAUCCGCCUCCUCUUUAAUCGAACUAAAGUGUGUUACAUUAUAGUUAAGACUUAAUAGCUUGAUUAAAGCAACCUUACAAUGCUGUAAAUACUUUAGUUUUGAAUUCAAUCGAUUUGUUACUCUAAAUAUUUUUUUUUAUUAUCGUAUAUGAUGAUCGAUGAACCGUGAAUUUUAUUAUAAGAUC